AUGGGAGGCUGGCUGCUUCUUUUGGCAGUGUACCAAGCAGGUGCCGUGAGUUUCUUGCGAUCAAGCAACGAGGAUAAAGCUAUCACGUCGUUGGUGGCUGCAGUGCAAGCGGACGUGCAAUCCGAAGUGCUCGCUCGGGAUGGAUUUCGGGUAGACCGGUCAGCUGGCCCCGUGCUGAGCCCAGUGGACGGCGGAGCGCUGGGGGGGGCGGCUCCCGCUCCGGCUCCCGCUCCGGCGCCGGCGCCGGUUCCCGCACCCGGACCGGCUCCUGGGCCGGCACCGGCAGUCGUGGUCGCCGCAUCUCCCACUGUGGGCAGCAUCCCCUUGGGCGAAGGCUCGAUGGGCCCUCCCACAGUUGACUUCACGAGAACCGUGUGUGGGGUGGAUUAUUACAUGCUUGCAGGCAAAGCAAAGCUGCAAGCAUCAUUCGAGCAUGCGCUGAAGGAGGCGAUCUUGUCCGAGGUUGGGCACAACCUCAAGGAGCAGGACGUCAAAGUGGAGCUCCGGCCUGCACCUGGAGCCGUCCUGGCACAGUCUGUCAUCGACGUGUCGGCAACCAGCGCACUUGCAGUAAGGCAAGCGCUCGAUGGUCAUGUCGUCGAGUCAGACUUGGCCGUCGCCAUCAGAACUCUGGCCGGAAUCGACGAAGUGGGUACCGGCACUAUCGCAGUGCACGCUCAACCCUCAGAGUGCCAGGAGGGGAUUGCAAAUAUGUCUGGUCAUGAACAUGUCUGGUCUUGUUCGGUGUUGAAAACCGAGUUGUCUUUGGUAGCCGUCGGCAGGACUCGGCUUCAGCGUCAGCCCAUCCGAGCUUGA
Messenger RNA from Symbiodinium sp. CCMP2592, 816 nucleotides. The record is from the annotation of a GenBank genome assembly. NCBI's taxonomy places the organism in Eukaryota, Dinophyceae, Suessiales, Symbiodiniaceae.